Octopus sinensis (East Asian common octopus) is the source of this 678-nucleotide messenger RNA. Its product is annotated as zinc finger protein 525-like. Bases 1 to 678 code for a protein of 225 amino acids. Gene Ontology annotation, cellular component: nucleus. The record is from RefSeq and is a predicted model, not a curated record. The transcript has 6 exons. Lineage: Eukaryota; Metazoa; Mollusca; Cephalopoda; Octopoda; Octopodidae.
AUGAAUUCUGAAGAAUUGCCAAAGGAAGAAGUAAUAUUGUCAUACCCCUGUAAUAUCUGUCAAAAAACAUUCCCUCUAAAAAGUAGCCUUACUAAACAUAAACGUGUUCACACAGGGGAGAAACCACAUAACUGUGAGACCUGUGGAGGCAAAACUUACCACUGUGAUAUCUGUGGCAAAUCAUUCUCUCAAAGAACCUACUUGAUUAUGCAUCACAGACGUAUUCAUUCAGGUGUGAAGCCAUAUCGCUGUGACAUAUGUGAUAAAUCAUUCUCUGUAGUUCGUUCUUUAAAUGCUCACAAACAUUCCCACAGAGGAGAGAAACCAUAUCACUGUAAUACUUGCGGUAAAUCAUUCACCUCUGGAAGAGCUUUAACUGCUCACAAGCGUAUUCACUCAGGAGAAAGGCCAUAUCAUUGUAGUGUCUGUGGUAAAUCCUUCUCCCAAAGGUAUGGCCUAACUAGGCACAUGCGUGUACAUACAGGUGAGAAGCCAUAUCACUGUAAUAUCUGCGCUCAUUUAACCAGUCACAGACGUAUUCAUACAGGAGAUAAACCAUAUGAAUGUGAUAUUUGCGAUAUUUACUUUGGUAAAAACGUACAACACACCGAUUCGCUGUCUGCAUGCGAAAAGGAAUACCAGAUAGCAUCAGCGAAGAUAGAUCGUCAAUAUUUAUAA